GAUAAUCAGGCCAGAGAGAGCAUUUUUCUCCUGUUGUCGGACGUCUGACGACCUCUUAUCGAUUCCGCUUGUCCGUCGUCCAGAACCACCUCUCCUGCAGUUACCAUGACAACGCAUAAACUAUGUCGGCGCAUUCUCGGUUUGUCGCUUGCCGUUACUAGGCAACGUCUCCACAAUUCCAUGAAGACGUCGGGAAAAGACCCUCGAACGUUUUCCUGAGAGUUCGCGCUUUGGAAUUAAAAGUUUUCACUCCUAGCGAAACAUUUAAGCCUACCUGCUGGAAACAUGACGACUUCGUCUCUUCCUAUUUUCCACAGGGACUCUGGUCCAAAACCUAAGGUGGAAAAAGCAAUGCAAAACAUUUUUGUGACACAGCCGGAGGAAACCAGACAGAGAAAAGAGGACAUUGACAGCUAUAUCUCUACUGUCCCGAGGACUAGCAGGAUCCUAGAGGCUGGAGUAAAUACCUUGAAAAAGACCAUGGUUGUUAGGAAAAGGGCAGAGCUUGAUGAGGUGGACACUCUGCUCGCACUCAAACGGCAACAAUUUAAGAGCUGUAUGGAGGACCUGGCUCAUAGAAGAUCUGAGCUAGAAAAACAACAACAACAGGAUAAAGAAAGGGUAAAGAAAUUUGAGAAGUUCGUAGCCGAGAAUGAAGUUAAGCGACAUAGAGCUCUGAAGAAGUGUGAUACUACAAGGGAGCAGAAUGUUUUAAAACAGAGAGAGAUAGAGGACUUGACAGAACAGCUGAAACAACUUAGAGUCAGAAAGGAACGUUUAAAGGAGAGGAUGGUGAAAAACAAAAUCUUUGAGGAUUUCUUGAUGAGAACCCUAGAUUAUCUCCCCAGCAUUUACCGCAAUAACGGGAAUGAAUCUUUGGUUAUGCCCAUCAUUUGGCGCCACGAGACCCUAUCUAUUACCCAUCAGGAGUUGCUGAAACGUUUGGAGCAAAUGGAAGCAGAGGUGGAGCAGAGUCAGCAACUACUGCGGAGUAUGAAGCCAGAACACAACAUUAAAACACUGAUGGCAAACAAGGAGCUGUCAGAACUGCAGAGUGAGUUAGAAACCCUCAAAGAGAAGAACAAGCAGGCUGAAGUUAACUUGCUAAUGGAGCAAGGUGUAUCCAGAGAGAAAGUUGAAGAGGUGGGAAGAUUGAUUAUGGCUAUCAACAACCUCGCACAGCAGUGCUACCUCCCAGCUUAUGGACCACUGGAAAGUAUGAAUGUACUGACAAUGUUAGACAUGGUGAAGGAGUGCAUUUUGGACAAGGCUGACACAGAGAGGAGGGUGAAGAGACUGAUGGGGUCAGCCUCUGCAGUCACAAGUACAGCGGCUGUGACAGACAAGAGAUGGAGGGCAUCAAUGAAAAGCUUUGGAAGUAAAACACAUAUAAAAAGCUAAAGUAAAGUCAGUAAAAAGAGUGAGCUAUUUAACUGAUGGUAUUGUUAUUGUGUUUUUCAGUGUUACAUCUUGUUGACAUGAAAUGUGACUCAAAGCUGUAGAAAAAUUUGGUAGGUGAAGAUUGUGAGAAGAAUGUUUUGUUAAAUACUUUUGUGGUCAUUUUCAACCACAAUUUCCCGGUGUUUAAAACGGCAAUGCAUUAAGGUUGUGACAAUACAUUAAUCUACAACGUUUCAGUUAUUAGUGAACUAUUAGUCCAUCCAAACUGAAAACUUAGAUUCAGCUUUGAUACAGUGAUCAUUUAAGACUCUCUUGAGCAAGAAUUUGGAAUCAUUUAUAUUUGCUUUAUUCUAAAAACUUAAAUUUCUGAUUUUGAUUUGAAGAGGAAAAUGUGUAUAUUCAAGGGUGUGGUGUGUAACCAUGAUAACAUUAGACUAUACUUCCCUAGUUACAAUAAGUAAAUUCUAAAAAUAUUUUUAAGACUAAACAGGAGUAAGAUUUUGCAAUUUAUCCUGCUUUAAAGUACAAAAAUAGAAAUGUAUCCUUUCAGUUUUCUUUUGCAUUGUGUGAAAAUUUAAAAC
Messenger RNA from Melanotaenia boesemani (Boeseman's rainbowfish), 1982 nucleotides. RefSeq names its product coiled-coil domain-containing protein 42 homolog (gene ccdc197). The coding region runs from base 286 to 1401 and encodes 371 amino acids. The record is from RefSeq and is a predicted model, not a curated record. The transcript is spliced from 9 exons. NCBI's taxonomy places the organism in Eukaryota, Metazoa, Chordata, Actinopteri, Atheriniformes, Melanotaeniidae.